Penaeus vannamei (Pacific white shrimp) is the source of this 3668-nucleotide messenger RNA. Lineage: Eukaryota; Metazoa; Arthropoda; Malacostraca; Decapoda; Penaeidae. The record is from RefSeq and is a predicted model, not a curated record.
AACACAACCAAAACAACACGAGAGGCGGCGUGUGUUGAAUAUGUCGUUUUUUAAGCCUUUAUUUUCAUCUUGAGAGGGACAUUUCUUGGCCGAAUAUAGGGCUUCUUGACCCUCUACACAACACAGCCAAGAUGAAGGAGCAGUAUCGGGAGACAGAUGUUGUCCGCAACAUCCUGGACAUCCAGUUUGGGGUGCUGUCAGCACAGGACAUGCAGCAGUGCAGUCAUGCUCACAUUGUAUCAUCGGAACUCUAUAACCCGAAUGCAAAUGCCAGAGAACCAGCCUCUCAUGGUGUCUUGGAUAGAAGAAUGGGUACUAGUCAAAAAGAUGUGACAUGUGAGACCUGCGGCAAGAAUUUAUCAGACUGCAUUGGUCAUUAUGGUUACCUGGACCUUGCUCGACCAGUGUUCCAUGUCGGCUACUUCAAGAAUACAAUCCAUAUCCUCCAAAAUAUUUGUAAGUUCUGUGCACAUGUACUUCUCAAACCAAAAGAUAAACUUGCGCUCUGUGAGCAGUCAAAGAGAUUAAGCUCAUACCUGCAGAAGAAGGCUCUAUACAAGCGUGUUAAUGAACUAUGCAAGAAGAUGAGCUUGUGUCCAUACUGCAGCGCCAGAAAUGGGACUGUGAAAAAACUGCCACCUCUCAAGAUUGUUCAUGAGAGGUUCAAAACAGUCAAGAAGGGGGAUCCUUUGUUGACAGACUAUUUUACUCAAUUUGACACAGCAUUAGAGUACAACAAAGAGUUAGAAGCACAGCUGGCCUCCAAUGUUGUGGAGUUCCUGAAUCCUAGUCAGGUCCUUGAUCUGUUUGAGAGGAUUCCCCUCUCAGAUUUGCCACUCUUAUGCAUGGACCAACAAUUUUCGCAUCCGAAGGACCUCAUUCUUACGCGACUGUUAGUCCCUCCAAACUGCAUAAGGCCAUCUGUGAUCUCAGAACUAAAAUCUGGAACGAAUGAGGAUGACAUUACGGUCAUGCUUACUGAGAUUAUAUUCCUGAACAAUCUGAUCAACAAGAGAAGCUCUGGGAAAGUGCAGAGCAUCCAAGACUCUUGGGAACAUCUGCAGCUUCAUGUGGCAUUCUUGAUGAAUUCAGAGAUAUCGGUGCCGCAUGAUCUGAAUAUGGCGCGGAAAUCAACACGAGGGUUUGUCCAGAGGUUAAAGGGUAAGCAGGGCCGUUUCCGAGGUAACUUGUCUGGAAAGCGUGUCGAUUUCUCCAGCCGAACUGUCAUCUCUCCGGAUCCCAAUCUCAGAAUCAAUGAGGUGGGUGUGCCAGUGGAAGUAGCAAAGCAGCUGUCUUACCCUGAGAAAGUGACGUCACACAAUAUCAACCUCAUGCGUCAGCUGGUGCGGAAUGGCCCAGACGUCCAUCCUGGGGCCCUCUUUGUGGAGCCAAAGUCGACGCCCGGCAUCAAGAAAUCAAUGAGAUACGUGCAUAGGGAGCGAAUGGCCAAUGAGCUGAAACAAGGGGACAUUAUUGAGAGACACCUGAUGGAUGGAGACAUUGUCCUAUACAACCGACAGCCUUCCUUGCACAAAAUGAGCAUCAUGUCCCACAGAGUUAGGGUUCUCCCAUGGAGGACCUUUAGGUUCAACGAGUGUGUCUGUACUCCUUACAAUGCUGAUUUUGAUGGGGAUGAGAUGAACCUUCAUGUGCCACAGACAGAAGAGGCGAGGGCAGAGGCAUUGGUGCUCAUGGGGGUAACCUCCAACCUGGUGACCCCAAGACACGGAGCGCUCAUCAUUGGUGCAACGCAGGAUUUCAUCACAGGCUCCUACCUCCUUACACAGAAGGAUCAGUUCUUUGAUAAGGAACACACCUGUGCCCUUGUGGCCUCCAUCUUGGCAGGGAAGGAAUCUGACUAUAAAGUAGAUCUACCGCCUCCUGCUAUUAUGAAGCACAAUGACCCGAGCUACACAGCACAGUACACGGAGUCUACCAACAACUAUCACAUUGCAUUGCGGAGCACGAACUCUCGAUCAUGCCAGGAUCAGGGCUCCUCACCAGGAAGCAGGAACUCCUUGAUGAAGGGCUCUAAACACGAGAGCACAGCGGAGCACUCUUACGGUGACGACACAAUCAAUCUACACACACAAUCAAGUUUCUUUAUUUCAUUGUUAGGAGACAAUAUGCUUGUUUAUGCAGUAAAUCUAUCAAGCACAACGCAAGAUCAUAGAGAGAAACAACUGCGCGACACAAAGGAGUUGAGCAAAAAGCAUCUCAUCACUCAUCACACACAGCACACGCGCAAUUACAACCACACACACUAUAGCACAACGCCACGCACAGCAGCCAUGACCAACCUAGACCGAGGCAGACACCUUACAGCACGACCCACAGCUGAUCCUAGGGACAGCUACACAAGUCACAAACCCAUCCACGGAGACAAACACACAGGAGCUGACAAGUGCUAUGCUGCUCAUGGAGAGCGGCAGAAGACCAAUGCAGCACUCAUCAGGACUCAGCAGGCCAUCCAUAGAGAUCACAUGGUAAUAUACAAGAGAGUCCCCAUACAAGAGAUUUUUGAGGACCGAAGCAUCAUGCUCUUUCGCCGAGCGUACGCUGGAUAUCUGAAAUUGACACCAGAGGUAGAUGAAUGUUUGUAUGAGUCAGGUACAGCAGUUGUGGUCUCACAGCACGAGGAGCUCCUCAAUCACCACGGAUAUAUUUUCUUUUGGGCGACUCGCACUACCAUAAGUGCUGCGAGAACGACCGGAGGCGCGCUCUGUUGGUUGAGGCAUCUCCGGCUGUCCAAAGACCUUUUCUUUGAUGAUCUUGUGCUUAUGUCUCUCUAUUGUCGCGCGAGUGUCAAUAUCUGCGUAGAGACGAAGUCCAGAACGCCACCCUGUUACAUUGUGGACUCGCAGUAUGAUCGAUGUAUUUGUCGCGCUAUCACACUUGUAGAGUAUGAAGUAAUCCAUAACUUAUCUGUGGAGGAGAAGUCACAAACUAUUUUUAUGCUUCGAUCGACACACAGAGGUUUACCCGCGAACUAUCUUCAUAUUCCUACCCAUAUAUCACCUCUGAAAGUCGUCUACUUUAUCUUGCAUCUAUUGCGUUCUAUUGCAGCGGCAACAUGCAACUCCCACUCGCUCACAAUACUGUCCCAUCUCACGUGUCGAAGAUGGGAUAAUAGAGGUGAUGGUCUAGACCUCCACCUACUGGAAAUAGAGAUCUCUGCCUUACAGCCAGUUGCACAGGUGGGAUGGACUGUGUAUCGAGGAGUACAGUACACCUAUCCUACUUGUCCGCGCAGCACCAUAUCAAGCUACAGUCAACAUCUACCUAAAAGCAGUUCAAUAUUCGCAUCAAGGUUGACUACUGCCAAUCCGUACAUAUCGGAGAGCUGUCCUCAAAUCAGAAAUGACACGAGUGGGGUUUCCCAGUACGAACUGCUUGUGGAAGGGGACAACUUGCAGGAAGUCAUUGCAACCUAUGGUGUUGAUGGCACACGUUGCACCUCAAACAACACGUAUGAAGUCUUCACCUCAUUAGGGAUUGAGGCAGCAAGAGCAACAAUCAUCAAAGAGAUCACAGUGACUAUGGAGACUCACGGCCUGAGUGUGGACCACAGGCAUGUAAUGCUACUGGCUGACUUGAUGACCUGUCGUGGCCAAGUAUUUGCUCGGAUCACUCGCCAUGGGCUGUCCAAGAUGAAGUCAGAUGCUUGA